This is a messenger RNA of Penicillium salamii, 735 nucleotides long. NCBI's taxonomy places the organism in Eukaryota, Fungi, Ascomycota, Eurotiomycetes, Eurotiales, Aspergillaceae. The record is from the annotation of a GenBank genome assembly.
AUGUUCCACACACGCCCCUGUGUCCCAGCUUCAACAAGCUCAAGUGGCUGCACCGAGUGCUCGAACCCUCGCUCUACACGGACCAAAUACGCACGGCCGAAGCUCGACCCUUCCCUCUGCGAUUCCUGCUAUUGGGAUUUCCAUGGUCAAAAUAUGCAAAGCAUUGAGCCACAGCCCCUUGGAUCACUUGUGUGUCUUUGUACGAGACGUGAGAAUCUGGAUCUAUUGCUCGUCAGUCGGCAGAUCCACCACGAGGCGUCAUAUAUUUUCUGGACAGAAAAUGUGUUUGCAUUCGAAAACCAUGGAACAUUGAUUGGAUUUCUUUCGGUUGUUAGAGAGCAUAUUCGCGAGUGGAUUCGGUACAUCUCGUUUAUGCCCGAUGAAGUUUGUGAAAUCGCAUGGAUGGACUUUGGGUUGGUCUGGGAGUAUCUCAGAAUGUGUACGGGUUUGAUUGUCUUUGAGAUUGAUGUGAUGUUGCUCGAUAGUUUGGAGAACGUUCUCGGGCUUGGGUCUCUGAAUUUUAACAGACGAGUUGACUUUGUGAAGAGGAGUGUUGGGACAUCUCAAGGUGGGUGGCCGGAUAUCUAUGUUUGUUUAUCGCGGGGUGGGAGGAAGGCAGUUUGCACGCCAUUGACAAAGACCCUCAAUCAAGUCAUGACUGGGAUAGGGAGUGAUCCGAGGCUGUUGGAAAAUGCGUACUGUGCGAUUCGCGAGGAAAUGACUGAUAAGCCAUGA